CUAGUAUUUCGAACGCACCACUUCCAUUGCAUACAGAAUUGAUAGCCAGCUUCACCAUCUCUCUUCCCGCUAUCAUGUUGUCAGAUUCCAUCAAGACCCUGCAGCAGAAACUUUUUAGAGGGGCUGAAGAUACCAAUGACUCGGACAUUCAACAAGCGGAUUCGCGUGAUCCUGGACUGACCAUCCAAAUCCCAAAGGCAGAAGUGGCACCACUGGUUCCCAAACCACCGCCAAAGACUUCAAAGGCCAUUUCAGGGGAUCUCAAAACUCAGGAAUAUGGUUCGAUCAAGAGCUAUAGACAGCGGUUAUCUGAAGCAUUAGGCGUGGACUAUCAUGGAGUUGAGAAAUAUCGUUUACUGCAGGAUGAGAAUCGUGAGCGUCACUGGAAGCGGUGGGGACCAUAUCUCAGUGACAGGCAAUGGGCAACUGUACGAGAAGACUACUCAGACAAUGGUGACGCCUGGAGUCAUUUCCCCCAUGAACAUUCCCGAUCCCGAGCGUACAGAUGGGGCGAAGAUGGCAUUGGUGGCAUAUCGGACAGUCAUCAGCGCCUUUGUUUUUCACUUUCUCUCUGGAAUGAGCAGGAUUCCAUCCUGAAGGAAAGGCUAUUCGGAGUCACCGGCCACCAGGGAAACCACGGAGAAGAUGUCAAGGAAAUCUACUACUACUUGGAUUCAACUCCAACUCAUUCAUAUAUGAAGUUCUUAUAUAAGUAUCCUCAACGCAGUUAUCCAUACGAGGAACUAGUGAAUGAGAACGUUCACCGUGACCGGAACGUUGAGGAGUAUGAACUUUUAGAUACGGACGUCUUCGAUGACGAUCGUUACUGGGAUGUUUUCAUGGAGUAUGCGAAAGACGAAGACGAUCCAGACAAUGUUUACAUCCGUAUUACGAGCUACAACCGAGGACCUGACCCCGCUACCUUGCAUAUCAUCCCGCAGCUGUGGUUCAGGAAUACCUGGUCCUGGCCUGCACAUAAACCGCUCAUGCCAUCUCUAUCCGCUGCCACUACCAAUGGUGAUAUUAGCUACAUCAAGGUUAAACACCCUGAAAUGGGGGGGAACUUCCUGUGUUGCCUACCGUCUCCCCCACCUAUGGGUCCGGACGGGGAAUUUGUUGGUGAUGAAGAUGCUGUUAUAAAACCAGAUUUAUUGUUUACAGAAAACAACACAAAUUUCCGCCGAUUAUAUGGCGGCACGAAUCAGAGUGUAUACGUGAAAGAUGCCUUUCACGAUCAUAUCAUUCCAUCACACAGACCUCAGCGAGAGCGCUCAGACUCACAAGGGACGGAUGGCUCGAGUACUCCACUUCCAGCAGUACCUACCCCUACUCGCGACGCUCCACUCGGGGAGUUGUCGUUUGUGAGCCCCGAAAAAUGUGGAACCAAGUCUGCCGCGCACUAUAUCUUCCGCGAUGUCCCAGGCCGAGGUGGAUGUGCCGUGGUUCGUCUGAAGUUGACCCCACUUUCUCCUAAUAGGGACAGAAGCCUCGAAGACGAGGGUGCUUUUGAUGAUGUCGUAGAGGAGCGCCGGCAAGAAGCAAAUGAGUUUUAUAAUUCUCUGCUCUUUGGUCCCAUCAGCGAUGACUUGAAGCAAGUCAUGAGGCAAGCACUUGGAGGCAUGCUUUGGACGAAGCAGUUCUAUUACUUUGUACAAAAGGAGUGGAUCGAAGGCGAUCCAGCCCAACCUCCCCCUCCACCUGGACGCCAACAUAUUCGUAACAAGCACUGGCGUCAUAUGCACAUAGAAGAUAUUCUUUCCAUGCCCGACAAAUGGGAAUACCCUUUCUUUGCGGCAUGGGACACAGCAUUUCAUUGCAUCCCCCUCGCCGUAGUGGACCCUGUAUUUGCAAAGAAGCAAUUAGAUAUAUUGACUCGAGAAUGGUAUAUGAAGCCUGAUGGUCAGAUUCCUGCAUACGAAUGGAACUUUAGUGAUGUAAACCCACCGGUCCAUGCCUGGGCGACGUUUAGAGUCUUCAAAAUAGAACGUAAGCUUACUGGCAGGGAAGAUAUGCCUUUCUUGGAACGUGUUUUCCAGAAGUUACUGCUCAAUUUCACGUGGUGGGUCAACCGCAAGGAUUCUGGGGGGAACAAUGUAUUCGAGGGAGGAUUUCUUGGACUUGAUAAUAUCGGCAUAUUUAACCGUUCGGAGCCACUCCCCACGGGUGGAAACCUGCGUCAGGCGGAUGGCACUGCUUGGAUGGCAUUUUAUUGUUUGAAUAUGUUAAACAUAGCCCUUGAACUGGCAAAGCACAAUGCUGUAUAUGAAGACAUUGCUUCCAAGUUCUUUGAGCACUUCAUAUUCAUCGCAGAUGCUAUGACUUAUAGAUCAGGUGAACACGAGUCGAGCCUGUGGAAUGAAGAAGAUGGGAUGUACUAUGACGCCAUUGAGUUUGGUCCAGGGAAUUCGGUUCAGCUUCCCGUAAGGAGCCUUGUCAGUCUCAUUCCUCUCUACGCGACCCUUGUUUUGGAACCUGCCGUAAUCAAUCGAUUCCCUGGAUUCAAGAAGCGCAUGGAAUGGUUCCUCGAUAACCGGCCUGAAAUAUCGGGAAGAAAUAUGGCCAAUAUGAGGGCUGGAGGUAGGGGCGAACGGCGUUUACUUGCGUUGGCCAGCAAAGAACGUCUGGUGCGCAUACUGGAGAAGAUGCUAGACGAGGAUGAGUUCUUCAGCGAAUACGGCAUUCGUUCUCUAUCUAAGCUACAUAAGGAAAAGCCUUGGGGGAUGCAGGUGAACGGAGAUUGGCAUGAGGUAGGGUAUUGGCCUGGAGAAUCUCACUCUGGAAUGUUUGGUGGAAACUCAAAUUGGAGAGGGCCUAUUUGGCUUGCCGUCAACUUCCUUUUGAUAGAGAGUCUGCAGCGGUUUUAUCAAUAUUACGGCGAUGAGCUGCAGGUCGAAUGUCCCACAGGAAGUGGAGAUUAUAUGAACCUCGUGGAGGUGGCAGAGGAGAUACAACAUCGUAUAAUUCACAUUUUUGGACGUGACGUGGAAGGCAAAAGGGCUACCAACGGUGGGAACGUGAAGCUUGACCAGGACCCGCAUUUCCGCGAUUACGUCUCCUUUUAUGAGUUCUUCCAUGGAGAUACGGGACGCGGUUUAGGAGCAUCGCAUCAAACAGGAUGGACUGGCCUCGUUGCAUAUCAUAUCCUACAAAGCGGUGUCAACUGUCGGCUGCCGAAAACUCCACGAACACCCCGCAGCCUCGUCAAUCAUUACUUUGAUGAAACAAUUGAUUCUCAAUCGGAGCACGGUGGAGAUGCACAAUCACUGUACAGUGCCAUUAGUGCACUAGAGCUGUACACAUUGGGCGACAUCUCUCCCGAUGCACUGUGAUAUCUGACAAUGGUUACCUUCCGAUUCGCUUAUCAUAUAAACCACGCCUUGUCAAUGUUAGAUGCGAAGACAUACCUGUACAACUC
Messenger RNA from Suillus discolor, 3415 nucleotides. RefSeq names its product Six-hairpin glycosidase-like protein. NCBI's taxonomy places the organism in Eukaryota, Fungi, Basidiomycota, Agaricomycetes, Boletales, Suillaceae. The record is from RefSeq and is a predicted model, not a curated record. Gene Ontology annotation, molecular function: Glc3Man9GlcNAc2 oligosaccharide glucosidase activity. Gene Ontology annotation, biological process: oligosaccharide metabolic process; protein N-linked glycosylation. Gene Ontology annotation, cellular component: endoplasmic reticulum membrane. The coding region runs from base 75 to 3329 and encodes 1084 amino acids. The transcript is spliced from 18 exons.